Molecule: messenger RNA, 2418 nt
Organism: Phragmites australis (common reed)
Lineage: Eukaryota; Viridiplantae; Streptophyta; Magnoliopsida; Poales; Poaceae
Product: protein EMSY-LIKE 3-like
Exons: 9
Coding region: 744-1964 (406 amino acids)
Biological process (GO): defense response to fungus
Cellular component (GO): nucleus
Source: RefSeq, a predicted model, not a curated record
CCCCGAAUCGGCGGGCUUGUUGUCCCCGCGAGUUUUCUCGUGGCGGGGAAUCCCCGUUCUGUUGGGUCGCUUAGGAAUGUUAGCUUGGUUGUGUGCUGCCCAGUUUCGAUGAUGAGGUGGGAAUAGAUGCGUCGACGCUGUUACAAGAACUGUAUGAAAUUUCCACGAAUUUGUAAUCAAGGAGAAAAAUGAAAAGGGCAGUCAUUUUUGUAGUUUUAAAGAGCGUUGUUAUGAACUAUGGCAUUGUAAUCCUGGAAGAAACUCUCGAGGGGAUAUUGGUAUUUGUUGCUACUUAGUAAGGUAAAUGUCCUGCAAAAUAUGUGAGUUUCUUUCUUAUAAAGACAGGACAAUAGAUAACUUGCUGAAAUUUAUUUUAAGGGAAUUAGCCAGGGGCUUCUUCAUAGCCUGAUAGGGAUUCCACAGAGGUUGCUUGAAAAAUAAAAGGGGAUUUCAGAUAUGUACUAUUGGCUACAGAAAAUCCAUAUCAAUUCUGUAGGUUCUUUAGCUUGAUAAUUUAUUGCAUCAAAAAGGAUUUCAAGCUUUAUAGCUAUCGUUAUCCCAACUUUGGGUUGAUGGUUUCAUGUCACCCGCCUUUCCUGGCUUGUUGUAGGCUUCCUGCACAUGAUGCCAUGCAAAUUCUAGUUCUAAGAAUAGUUGGUAUAGCUGGCAUUGGAUUAUGUGACCUUAAGAUAUUUACAGCAGAUUUUGUGACCUUCUGCUAUAUAUCAUGAUGUGAUAAGUUGAUGGCUUGCUGUCAAGUUGUGCGUUUCAUUUACUACAGUACUGGUUCCUCUCCCUUGGUUGCAGGGACUGAUGACGAUCUUCCCCUGGCACAAAAUAGAGGACUAAGAGGACGAUCAUUCAGUGGGAAUGGCCGAGCAUCUGUUGUGCCAUUCCCUUUCAUGAGGACACAUAAUGAUUUAGAGAGUGAAAUACAUCGGGUUGAGCAAGAUGCAUAUACUGGUGUUCUUAGAGCAUUCAAAGUGCAAUCUGAUGCAAUAUCCUGGGAAAAAGAAAGUUUGAUUACUGAACUCAGGAAAGAACUGAGGGUUUCUGAUGAGGAGCACAGGGAACUAUUGAACAAGGUUGAUGAAGAUGGGACCAUCCGUCGAAUGAGGGAGUUGAGACAGGGAGGUGGAACCCAGAGUGGUCUGCAUCGUGGCAGUAGGGCUCUAUAUGAUGCAGAACCUGGGUCCACUGCCAAGAGGCAAAGAACAUCUCAUUCAAUUCCUUCACAAUCUGCAGGUCUCCAAUCCCCUGUCAUGCCUUCCCACUCAGUUCAAUCUGCAAAAUGGGGCCCCUUGUCAGCAAAAGGCAAGAAGGCAAAGACGCCCAUGCCAUUGGCACUACCAUCUGUGGAUCCAAGUUCAUUAAUAAACCGCAAAAUUUAUACAAGGUGGCCAGAAGACAACAACUUCUAUGCGGCCACCAUAACCAAUUAUGAUCCCGCAACGGGUGAACAUGCUCUCGUCUAUGACAUGGGCACACAAUCUGAGACUUGGGAGUUGGUCAGGCUUUGUGAUAUGGCACCUGAAGAUAUAAGAUGGGAUUUUGAGGGUCAUGGCAUUUCAAAUCGAGAUGGCUGGGCUCCUUCUGGUCCUUCGUUGAAGAGGCACCCGAGCAACAAUGGUGCCAUGGCAGGUGCAAGCAGGAGAGGCAGGUUAUCAACAAUUGCGCCUAUAAAGGAUUAUGCUCCACCUCAAAACGGCAUCAAUAGGAAUAUCAAUCACAUUGACAUACCCAACACUGAAAGUGUUGUGAUAGAGGUGGAGAGGGUAUUGUCCAAUCCAAAUAUGCGUGAAAUUGAAAAGGCAAGGAAACUGCUGAAAGAUCAGGAGCAGUCAUUACUUGAUGCAAUUGCCAGACUUGACGAAGCGUCGGAUAGUGAAAGUGAAGAUAUGGCAACGGAAGGCCGAAUGGGUUCUGCUGGUGACCACAUGGGUGGGAAUGGCAUUGCUUGUUAGUAGUUACUGGCAAGUUGUUGGAAUUGGAAGAGUAACAUGACUUUGUGGACCACCUGCCUGGAUCACUGAAGCAAGAAACCGUGUGAUGGGGAAACUGACAUGCCAAAAAGGGUGUGCUGAGAACAGUUGGUCCCUGAAGUGGGGUUCUUUUGCUACUCAGAAUUGAGCACACGAGGCGCAGGGAUAUGCAAAUGAAAAGGAACUGUCGAGGCACCAUUCCUUCAGGUGAUUAUGGCGGUGGUAUUUCCUCUGUAAUAGACUAGAAGCAACUCUAAUCUUCUAGAAAUGAUUGUUAACAUGAAUCACCUGAAGAUUCCUGAAUUCAGUACAGACUGACGUCUAACCCUAGUGUAAUAUCCAUUACUUACUUGAAGAUUCCCGAAUUCAGUACAGACUGACGUCUAACCCUAGUGUAAUAUCCAUUACUGUCUCAAUUCAUCUUGAAUUUUGCUGU